This is a messenger RNA of Dromiciops gliroides (monito del monte), 11629 nucleotides long. It is a transcript of the gene BDP1, whose product is annotated as B double prime 1, subunit of RNA polymerase III transcription initiation factor IIIB. Lineage: Eukaryota; Metazoa; Chordata; Mammalia; Microbiotheria; Microbiotheriidae. The transcript has 39 exons. Gene Ontology annotation, cellular component: transcription factor TFIIIB complex. The record is from RefSeq and is a predicted model, not a curated record. Gene Ontology annotation, biological process: RNA polymerase III preinitiation complex assembly. The coding region runs from base 224 to 8956 and encodes 2910 amino acids. Gene Ontology annotation, molecular function: TFIIIC-class transcription factor complex binding.
GAGAGACGGUAGCCCGCCAGCCGCGGCCCGGAGCGGGGACAUGAGGAAGAGGCGGCGGCGGGAGGCAGACGGAGGCGGGGCCGCCCAGCGGCGGUAGCAGCGUCCCUGGGGGUGGCAGGUGUAGCUCCGGGGCAGGAGCGUCACCUCCUAGCCCCCUCUUCCCAGUCAGUGGCCGGGUCGCGUUAGGGGCUGGUGGCGGCGGCGCCUCCCUUGGUUCGCCACCAUGUUCCGGAGGGCGCGACUGAGCGUCAAGCCCAACGUGAGACCCGGGGCUGGCGGCAGGGGCCCGGCCGCUCCCGAGCCUCCGCGCGGCCAGCAGGCUUCUCGAGAGCCCGAGCCGGCUCUGGCCGCGCCGCUGCCGCUGCCGCCGCCGCCGCCGCCACCGCCGCCCGAAGCAGCCGAGACCCCUCCGGGGCCCCCGCUGGAUCCCGGAGGCGCCCAGCCCCUGGAGGACAAGGCGGCCGAGUGUAGUGAUGAAAGACCCACUGGGGAUGAUGCUGGACAAUCCAGUAAAUCUUCAUCAACUGCUUUACAAAGAAGAAAGCGAAUAUCAACUGUGCCUAGUUUCACUAAAUCUAGUGUGCCAGCACCAUCAGUUCCCCAGUCCUUGUGCACUGUUCAAGAGGAAGCACCACAACCAAGUUCCCUUCCAAGAAAAGAGAAACAACCAUGUAGGAUACUUAAAGCCCAAAAGCUGAGAGAAAUGCUAAGAGAGGAAAUGACAAAAAGAAGGAAGCAAUGGAAAAACAAAUAUGCUGGAAAUGAAAGUCAAACACCACCAGACCGUUCUAAAAUGACUAUGAGAGACUUGAUAUAUUACCUACCGGACAGCAAUCCUAUGAAAUCUUCUUUGGAACAAGAAGCAAAAACUGAAAAAUCUACAGCGCCAGUGCAAACUAAAAAUCAAGAAGAGAAAAAUAUUCCUGAUGCUGAAGAUGAUGUUGAAGAAAUGGAAGAAGAGAGCAAUGAAGGCCCUUUACUUGUUCCUCGUGUAAAAGUGGCAGAAGAUGGCUCUAUUAUUCUGGAUGAAGAAAGUUUAACUGUAGAAGUUUUAAGGACAAAAGGCCCAUGUGUUGUUGAAGAAAAUGAUCCCAUUUUUGAAAGAGGUUCCACAACUACAUAUUCCAGCUUUAGGAAAAAUUAUUACUCUAAGCCAUGGUCAAAUAAAGAAACAGACAUGUUCUUUUUAGCCAUCAGCAUGGUAGGAACUGACUUUUCUAUGAUUGGCCAACUCUUUCCUCACAGAGCAAGAAUAGAAAUUAAGAAUAAAUUUAAACGUGAGGAAAAAACAAAUGGAUGGAGAAUUGACAAAGCAUUUCAAGAGAAACGCCCCUUUGACUUCGAUUUCUUUGCUCGUUUGCUUGAGAAGGUCCUUGCAGAAGAGGAGAAAAGAAAACAGAAAACUGUUAAAAAUCAAAACACAAAAGAUAAGAAGUCUUCUAGACCUCGAAAAAAACAAAAUGUAAACAGAGUUGCCACUGGUGAAGUAGAUGAUGGUCCAGAUGAUUCUCUGAAUGCCAGAGUUUCAGACAUAGAAGGAACUGAAAUAGAUGCUGCGAUUGUUGAGAAAGAGAAUGACCAGUCUUUGAAUAAAGCAGGACAGACGAUAUUAGAGCCUGUUGUAAAUAGAAAGAAACGGAAAAGAAAGAAAAAGGAUGACACUGAUGAGCAAGAAGCAGAAAAUCUUUCAAAAGAGGCCACUGACCCCUCAGACACUUCUACAGGGGAAAAGCCAAAUAAGAAGAAAUGUCAACUUUUGGUAACUGUAAUAAAUGAGGAUGAAUGUAAUAAAGACUUGGAAGUUUCCAAUUUGGAAAACCUAAAUGAGAUUGCUUGCUUGCCACUGAGUGAAAAUGAUGAGAAUGAACCCGAACACAUCUCUUCAGCAAGUAAUCAAGAUGAUAAUGUCGCACCACCAGUAGCAGUUGAAUCCUCUGAACUAGAGGUUUCAGAUUUGUCUCCUUCAAAAGCCAAAAGUAAAGAAUUGACUCAGAUUGUUCAAGUUGACAGCAAUGUAGGAGGAAAAAUUAGUGAUACUAAUAUUAAACUCCCAGAAGCUGAAAAAGCUGGUACUAGCAACCCCAGAGUGAGAGGGCGUCCCCUCAGGCCUAAACCCAACUUGUUAGGAUCAUUUGGAAAGAAAGCAGAACCUACUGAAAAUAAAAUUGAAGUAGAGAGCAAAAAUCCAGAACUUCCCGGAAAUGUUGAAAAGAAUCUCAUGGAAAAAGAUGAAUGUAGCCCUCCUGAUAUUACUGGAAAGGAGGUUACAGAAACAGAGAGUCAAGGAACUGAAGCUAAAUCUCAUGAAAAAAGUGGUUUACAAGAAACUAAUAAGGCUAAUAUUUUCAGACCAUUGAGGUUAAUGAGGGGUCGAAUGCAGAGACCAAAGCCACAUAUAGGGAGAACAACUGACCAGAAGGAAGUAGCAGCAGAAGAUAUAACUGGAACUAAAGAAGAGGACAAAAGUGAGUCCAGUGUCACUGAAGGUGCCCGAGUACAAACAGAAGAUCAGUCAUCCAACAAGUUGAACACUGGAAACAGUAGUAGUACACAGAAUGAGAAAGAAGAUGUAAUUUCUCAGAAGUCAAAAACAGAUGAGCCUCAGACAGUUAAGGAAAAUCAGAGUCUUCAAGAUGUUGAUAAAUCAAAUACACUCAAACGAGGACCAGUAAUGAAAACACGAUUUCAGAAGCCAAGACCUAACAUAGGAAGAGCAACUGGAAGAAGUGAAAUUAGCACAGAGGAAAAGGCACCCAAGGAAACAGGUGUCACUGGAAAAGUAGAGGCAGGUUUACCUCAAAGUGAUGGUGGAUUCAGUUCUCUUCCCCUCCCAGAUAUCAUAAGCUGUGGAGUGCCGCUCCCUGUUGAAGCAUUUGAAAAAGAAGCACCUCCAAAGGGAAUCUCAAGUCCAGUAAUUCCUCUGAAGCUUUCUGGAAUAUCUUCUAUAGAAAGAUGUGAAGAAGAUAAGGAAACACAAUCAACAGUUGGUCUGGAGCAAGUUUCAGAUAUUAUCCAGAGCACAUGUUCUCAAGAUGAAAAACUCUCUGUAGUUAAAAAAGCCCCAUUUGUGAGAAAUCGAUUCAAGAGACCAAAACCAAACUUAGGAAGAGCAGUCGAAAAAAGUGGAUCUUCAGGAGCAGAAAGAUGUGAGUUGCUGGAGAAAAUGGAAACAGGAAAACCAGAGAUCAGGAUACAACAUGAUCACAAACAGGAUGCCAUCUCUCCCCCUCAAGAUGCCUUUCUCCUUCAAGAUAAUGCUUCUCCCCUUCAAGUUCCUUCUUCCCCCAGUGAAGAUCAUUCCUCCCCACCUCAAGUCAUUGCCUCUUCCCCCCAAGUUGAUGCCUCUUCCUCUAAAGAUGAUGCCAUUACUCCUCAAGGUGAUUUGAUGCCCCAAGUUCCUGUUUUCCCCUCUCAGCUUGCUGCCUUCCCACCUCAAGACAGUGCUUCUCCCCCUCAAGUCAGUGCCUUUCCUCUUCAAGGUGAUGUUUCCCCACUUCAAGAUGAUGCCUCCCCGCUUCAAAGCAAUGCCUCCUCCCUUCAAGGUGAAGCUUCCCCACCUCGAGGUCAUGUUUCCCCUAUUCAAGAUGAGGCCUCCCCUCUUCAAUGUGAUGUCUCUCCCCUUCAAAAUGAUGCCUCUCCACUUCAAGGUGAUGCUUCCCUCCUUCAAGGCAAUUCCUCCUCUCUUCAAGACAAAGCUUCCCCAUUUCAAGACGAUGUCUCCACUCUUCAAAAUGAAGUCUCCCCAUUUCGAGGUCAUGUUUCCACUGUUCAAGAUGAGGCUGCCCCGCUUCAAGGUGAAGUCUCCCCCCUUCAAGUCCAUGCUUCUCCCCUUCAAGGUGAAGCCUCUCCCCUUCGAGGCAAAGUUUCCCCCCUUCACAGUGAUGUUUUCUCCCUUCAAGAUGAUGCCUCCCUCCUUCAAGGUGAAGCUUCCCCACCUCGAGGUCAUGUUUCCCCUAUUCAGGAUGAGGCCUCCCCUCUUCAAGGUGAUAUUUCCCCCCUUCAAGAUGAUGCUUCCCUCCUUCAAGGCAAUUCCUCCUCUCUUCAAGACAAAGCCUCCCCAUUUCAAGGUGAAGUCUCCCCCCAUCAAGUCCAUGCUUCUCCCCUUCGAGGCAAAGUCUCCCCCCUUCAAAAUGAUGUCUCCUCCCUUCAGGUUGAAGCUUCCCCACCUCGAGGUCAUGUUUCCCCUAUUCAAGAUGAGGCCUCCCCUCUUCAAGUUGAUGUUUCCCCCCUUCAAGGCAAUUCCUCCUCUCUUCAUGAUGAAGUCUCCCCAUUUCGAGGUCAUGUUUCCCCUAUUCAAGUUGAGGCUGCCCCAGUUCAAGUCCAUGCUUCUUCCCUUCAAGGUGAAGCCUCCCCACUUCAAGGCAAAGUCUCCCCCCUUCAAAGUGAUGCUUCCCUCCUUCAACAUGAUGUCCCCCCACUUCAAGGCAUUUCUUCCUCUCUUCAAGGUGAAGCCUCCCCACUUCAAGGUCAUAUCUCCCCUAUUCAAGAUCAGGCCUCCCCUCUUCAAGGUGAAGCCUCCCCACUUCAAGACAAAGUCUCCCUGCUUCAAAGUGAUGCUUCCCUCCUUCAACAUGAUGUCCCCCCACUUCAAGGCAUUUCUUCCUCUCUUCAAGGUGAAGCCUCCCCACUUCAAGGUCCUAUCUCCCCUAUUCAAGAUCAGGCCUCCCCUCUUCAAGGUGAAGCCUCCCCACUUCAAGACAAAGUCUCCCUGCUUCAAAGUGAUGCUUCCCUCCUUCAACAUGAUGUCCCCCCACUUCAAGGCAUUUCUUCCUCUCUUCAAGGUGAAGCCUCCCCACUUCAAGGUCAUGUCUCCCCUAUUCAAGAUCAGGCCUCCCCUCUUCAAGGUGAUGUCUCCCCACUUCAAGACAAAGUCUCCCUGCUUCAAAGUGAUGCUUCCAUCCUUCAACAUGAUGCCCCCCCACUUCAAGGCAGUUCCUCCUCUCUUCAAGGUGAAGCCUCCCCACUUCAAGGUCAUGUUUCCCCUCUUCAAGGUGAAGACUCCCCACUUCAAGGCAAAGUCUCCCCCCUUCAAAGUGAUGCUUCCCUCCUUCAACAUGAUGCCCCCCCACUUCAAGGCAUUUCCUCCUCUCUUCAAGGUGAAGUCUCCCCACUUCAAGGUCAUGUUUCCCCUAUUCAAGAUCAGGCCUCCCUUCUUCAAGGUGAUGUCUCCCCACUUCAAGGCAAAGUGUCCCUGGUUCAAGGCGUUGUCUCCUCUCAAGAUAAUGUCUCACCCCUUCAAGCUGGUGCUAUCCCUGCUCAAGUCUAUGCUUCCCCCCCUCACCUGACUGCUUUGUCCCUUCAAGUCAUUGGGUCCCCCCAUCAAGUAGAUGCAUCCAUCCCUCAAGAUGAUGCUUCUCCCCCUCAAGUGGCUCCCUUCCCCACUCAAGAUGAUGCCUCCCUUCAAGUUAAUGUCUCCCCGCUUCAAACCAACACCUCCCCACUUCACGUCACUGCCUCCUCCACCCAAGUCAUUACCUUCUCCCCUGAAGAUGAUGCCUCUCCUGUUCAAGUAGCUGCUUCUUGCUUUCAAGGUGAUGACCUUCCCAUUCAGGACAUCAACCACCCUUGUCAGAAUGAUGUAGCUGAAUAUUCUCAAAAGACAACAAUUAAGUAUGAAAAACCAGGUCCAGAAAAGGGGGAAGCAGAACAGACCCCAAAGAAGCUUUUAGAUUCAAUGAGUUGUGAACCUGAAGAGAAAGAAGCCCAAGAAAAUGAUUUCACUGUUUCUACAGGCAUCACAAAUUCCCAGCAAGAAAUUAAGAAAAAUGAUAUCCAACCUGCACAACGAAUGAGGGGUCGAUUUAAGAGGCCUAAGCCAAACAUAAGCAAAGCAGAAAGGAGAGGAUCCAGGACAGCAGGAAAAUGGGUUGUUGAAGAAAGGGCAAAGGAAGAAGGAAUAACACAGCAUAAGAAUGAAUCUGAAAGUAAAUUCUUCACCCUUUCACGUUCUAAAAUUGAAAGUGAAGUUGUACCUUCUGAAGUCUACAGUAUGUGUGGAAGUAAGAAUCAAGAGGUAUCAGAGCAAAAUUUGCAAGUUAGCAGAACUGAAAUUUUAAAUGAACAGAUAAGCAAGGAUAAAGAUAAACCUCAUGUUAUCAGUCCAGCGCAGUUGAGAAGGAGCCGAUUCCAAACAGCUAAGCCAAAUUUGGGGAGGGUGUACAGAAAGAAAGAAGAACCUGAAACAGAAAAGAUUGUGCCAAAUAAAAAUGACACAAGAAAAGCAGAAGAUAAGUUGUUGCAACAAGGAGACUCUGAUACCCACCAGUCUCUAAAAGAUAAAACAGAACUUCUGUCAUCCCUGGGGAUUGCAGCAAGAAAAGAAUGUGUAGAUUCCAGAGACUCUGCCUUGCCCAAGGAGUAUAGUCAGUCAGAAAAAUUGGAUUCCUGUGACAGACAAUUGGAAUAUGCUGGCCACAGUGGUGCAGGAGCUACUUCCUCAUCCUCAGGUGUUGAAGAGCAAUUUCUGAAUAAAUCAACAAGAUAUACACAACAAUCAAAAGAACCAGGUUGCCUGAAAAAUACUGUGGGUCGAAGAAUUGUUCCUUCCUCAACUCCUGAAUGUGAGAUGGAUAAUACUGACAGGAGAAUGCAGCGGAAGUCUAAACAAAAUUUCACCAAAGGACGUGGGUCCAAGCGUGUCCGUGGCAGGAUUUCCAGGAAGGAACCUAGGAGCUCAAAGGCAGUAUUAGUGACACUCCGAGCUUCUCAGGAAGAGGAAGAAGAGGAUAUAGAAGACCUUGAGUCUGAAUAUGAGGAAGAAAACUACCAUCUUGCACCAGAAGAAGUCAACAAGGCACCAGUGUUUGUACCUAUAGGGCUCCGGUCACCAGAACCGGUUUCUGCUCAAAUUGAGGAAACCAUGGAAGAGCUUGAAAUUUCUGUGAAUGUCCCAGAUGUACCAUGUAUUACUCUUGCUGAACAUCUCCUUCCCAAUGUAACUGUGUCAAAUGAAGGACUGCAUCAGGAAGAAAAUCUGAAUGCCUCAGUUGAAAUUACUACCAUUGAUUAUCCUCAUGAAGAAACAGGUAUCAAUGAUGGAAGCACAGAAGCUGCCAUAGCUUUACUUACAAUGGGAAAUCAGAUGUUGCAGUCAGAGACCAGUACUGAAGGAAUAGUAUGUGUGCUUCCUGAAGAUAACUUACGGAGCCAUAUUUCUACUUCCAACCCAGAGAACUGUGACCACAGGGUUCUUCUUGAACAUCAAGUGCUUUCUUCACCAGUCCCUAGUACAUUGCUUACAACACUGGAUGAAAAUAAGAGUGUAUCAGAGGAGCAAAGUACUGGAAAAGAAAUGAACAUACCUGGGCAAAUAAAGGAAAUUUCUCCACCUUCCAGUAGCCAACCUUCUAAAAAGACAAGCUCAUUGAGAACAAGAAGCAGAUUUCCUAAACCUAAGCCAAACCUUAGUAAAAUACUUGGGAAAGAUAGACAUGUUCGUCGGAAAGUUACUAGUCUUCCUGAAACUGUGGAUCAACAGGUCGAUAUCCAGAGUGCUUCCAAAGAAGCCGUUUUGGAAGAUACAAACCUAGAAUCAAAGAUUAUGACAGAUGGCAUGAUGCAGACUAGCAUGCUGACAGAUCUACACAGCUUCAGAGGCACUGAUGAUGGCAAAGAAGUCAACCAAAUGGAAAGAGAAGAAAACCAGAACAAGGAAUCUCAAGAGGCUCAAGUGGUAUCUCCCUCCUCUAUACUAACCAAGACCAGUUCAUAUGACAUCAGCUAUAAUGUCACUAAUACUCCUACAGGAGAAUUUUCUAGUCAUGAUGAUGGAAACAAUUUAUUAAUGACUCAUUUUGCCCAGCAAUGUAUAUUGAAUAGUGCUACAAAAGCUGAGCAACAGAAUGUAAUUGUUCCAGAUGACAUAGCAGUGAAUCUGGUUGCUGCUGAUCAUCAAGGAGAAGAGGAGGAGCAGACAUUCAUUUUAACUCUGGUGGAAAUCCCCACAGACGCAGCAGAGCAAUUUACUGGUUUGUCUGAUUCAUUAACUUCUGGAGCUCUGCUACCAGCACCCAUAUUGGUCAAAUCAGUGAAUAGAGAAGAAAGGGGAGACUUAAGCUUGAAUUUCCCAGUUGUUGAAGAUGCCACACAUUUAUCUAGUUAUGGAAAUAGUGUACAGCCAUUUCCUGAAAAGCCCCCAGCUGAUUUGGAUCUGACAUUUGGUGAAACACUUGUUUGCGGACUUGAAGAAAGCAAUAGUUUUGUUGCUCCUACAACACUUAGUGUUUCCACUUUAGGAGAUGAUUGUCAGAAAAUCACCUCUGAGGUAUCUCCAGAAGAAUCCACAAACGUGUACAUGAAUGCUGCAGGAGAGUCUUAUGAAAAGCAGACUGUUGUACCUAUCUUGGGAAGCACAUGUACAAUCACAGAACCUCAGAAGACAGAGAAAGAGCAGUCAGAACUUACUGUGCAGGCUUCAGGAACUGAAUCUUGUGAUGAGGUGACAUGUACUCAAAAAGAAGAGAAUGUUCCUCAUUUACCUCAAGAUGAGACUGUAGUAUCUGACAAGGAAAGAACUGGGGCUACCCAUCAAUUAGAACAGAGAAGCAAGUCAUCCUCUUUGUUUUCCAGACCUGGCCGAAGACCUCUGGGAUUUUUAUCUUUGAUAUGUUCAAAGAAUAAUUUGGAUUCUGAAUCAGAAGCUACACCAAUGAACAGUCAAAAGCGUUUGAAACCUCUUAUACCUAUAUCAAGGCGUAAUUUUAGAAGACCGACUCCACUAAAUGAAAGCAAGAGAAAAAAGCAAGACUCUUGUCCCCUUCCUCCCACAAGUUCUGAGUCUCAUUCUGAAACCAGUCCUAUGAGCAAUUCAGCACCUCAGGUUUCCUGUGAUCAGUCACUCGAGGAAGAAAGUUGUAAAAGUGACCAAAAGAUGGAAACUGAAGAGGAGCCAACCAAAGUCACUGAAUAUUUUUUUAGUGAUAUUUUUAUGGAAGUGGAUGAAACAGAGCAAAGCUGAGGCUUUUUACAAAGCUUGGGAUUUUAAUUCUGAAUUGCAACAACAAAGCAGUAUUUAGCUGAAGGAUCACUGUUGAUUUUUCUUGGAUUUAUUUUGUAUUUAAUGAACUUGGUCUUGAAGCUUUUAAAAUCACUGGAAUACAUUGUGGAUAUUUCCCUCAAAUUGGUUGAGUCAAGCAGCUAAGACUUGUUUAUCAAACAAAUAAUGACUCUUGUUUACAUUUUGACCCUCCUCCUGUGCUGGCCACAUGUGGACACUUUGUGGUGUCACAGAUAAAUGCCUUUUCAAUCAUAGGCCUAAAGUCUUUGGAGGUUGAUUGUAUAUAACAUUUAGUGAACACUUCUUUUUGUGAAGUUAUUUCUUGGUAGGGGCCUUUUAAUUUGCCUCUGUAAGUAGAUGGAAGCAGAUUGUGAAACUUUAGAAAAUGGCUAAGAAAUAGCCAUUUUCUAUUAUCAGUUAUUUCUCUGACUAUAAAUAUGUAUUUUUGUAAUAAAAGAAUCCAUAUUGAUGUAAGAUUGAUGGUUCAAAUUGAAAAGUAAAUAUUUAACUUCAAUAUUUGUACAGAGGUGAAACAUCAAAAAACUUAUUUAUUUAUUUUUUAUUUAUUUAUAAGAGUGCUGUUCUGUUUUAGUCUUUUCACCUGACAGACUUGUGGGUAAGGUAGAAAUGAAUGUAUAUAUCCAAUUAGGAAUCUCUUCCUUAAUUUUGAAGCCAUUGGCCAUAGUUAUUAUAAUGGAUUAUGUUUGGACUCUUGGGAUUCUAAAGCCAGAGAGAUUUUCCUUGACUGACUUGGCUUUCAGUGGUAUUUUAGGUGGUCUUUUCUUUUAAUUUGGGAUAAGCACAUUCUUUCCAACACGAAAAUAUCUUGCAUUUUAUUUUUAAUUGGUUAGGCAAAAUUCCUUCCACAAGUUAGUGAUUGUAAAUUGUUGUCUUUUCUGCUGCUUUUUUCUUCAUCCCCUAAAUUCUACACAAACAAUUUGACUCGAGAUAAAAAAAUUUCUAAUAGGUAUGAAUUAUACAAUUGAAGUGAAGUCAUAAACUCUUUUCAAGGUAAACUCUUGGCCAGUUAUUUCACUUAAGAGUUGUAAUUUUAAGGUCUAGUGAUUCAUCUGCAUAAUCUAGGAAUCCCCUCAAUCUUUUUUCCCUCCAGCAAUUUUGAUGAAGCCUCCCAAAGAAUAUUUCUGGUUUUCCUGUUUUUUCCUGUUUUUCAUCUUCCAUUAAUUAUUUUGUGUUUGAAGUCAUGAAUCUUUCCUGAAAGUAAAACUCUUCACAAUGUAAACUGAAUUCCAUAUAUCACGUAGAAAAAAAAUGAAUUUCCAAAUCUGUUGCCACCUAUAAAAAUGUUUUUUUUUUUUCCUUUAAGGCUGAUUGAUAAUUAAUAAUGAAAAUAUUGCCAAAUUGCAAGGAAAAAAGUUACACACAGAAAAAUAAUUAUAUACAUUUCCUGUGAAAAUUGUGUAAUUGAGGAAGGGGACCAGAAUGCAGAAUCUGGAACUACUCCCCUCCAGAAGAGGAGUGAUAGUACCUGCAGAAGAGACAUCCAAGCACCAUCAGGAAAUAUAUAGUCUUGAGUUCAGGCUGGGAGAGGGGAGGAGGGCUGGUGGGGACUGAUGACAAGAUUCCUAACUUGACUUUCUUCCCUCAGGCUAAAGGCAAGGCAAACAAAAUCCAUUAAAACUAAUCUUAGGCCACAGGAGUUUGCAUAAGCCACAUUUAGGGAAAAGAUGAUUUUGAUUCAAAUCAAAUUCCCAAGAAAAUUUUUAUUCUGUAGUGAUUACUGCUUUGUAUGACCCAUAAAAAGAUGGAAAAUUAAGUCUAAAGUCCAGAUAGGAUAGGAUCACAGGGGGGAGACCCCUACACUCAGCCAUGCAGGCAUACGAUAAGCAUCAGACACAGACAAAUCAUGAUAAUUAACGCAUCACUUUUCCACUGUGGUCUUUUUUAAAAGUCAUAAGCAAAAAAAAAAAAAGUCAUAAGCUAAAUUUCUUUCUCUCUGAAUUUUUUUCAGUAUUAGAUUACGUGAUGGAACAAUGGUUUAAUUUACCCCUUGCAGACUAAAUUUUAUGAACAGUGCUAAUUUAAAAAAAGGUUGCCUCUUGCAGAUUUCGUUUGUAAACAGCAUCUUUUGGGGAAAUGUUAUAUUUUUACCAUGUAUGCAGUGGGUUCAUCUGAUUGUUUUAAAGAAUCAAGUCAGCUGGUUAAAGAAAAAGAGAUAUGAAAACAAAUUUAGUACUACCGUGAAAAUGAAAAGAUUUAUUCACAAACAUUUUAGGCCUCAGGCGUAUUCAGAAGGUUUCAGUUUUGUAUUUUAUAAAGUAUUCAUUACAGGAAAUAUGAUUGUGUCUUUAUCUUUCCCUGUGGAAUACAAAGACUUUUUUUUAAUUGCCACAUAAGUCAGAUUACAUGUCCUGUCUUAAAAUGCAUUUUUGAAAAUAGGAAGUGAUUAUUUUAAAGAAAAAAAAACAACGAGGAAUGAUCAACACAGAAACACAAUUUUUUUUUGUCAACAUCUGCUAGUUGCAUACUGGUGAUUGGAAAUAGAAGUGAUCAUCUAUACUAUGUUGCCUAACAGUUUAUUGAUGAAAAUGGAAAAAAAUGGUCAUUUGUAAACUUUCUUGUUUCAAAGAAAGUGAUGAUCUUUCAUAUAUGUAAAUUAUGUCAAUAAUAAAGUAA